Messenger RNA from Epinephelus lanceolatus (giant grouper), 2167 nucleotides. RefSeq names its product heme oxygenase 2a (gene hmox2a). The record is from RefSeq and is a predicted model, not a curated record. Gene Ontology annotation, biological process: response to oxidative stress; heme catabolic process; heme oxidation. Lineage: Eukaryota; Metazoa; Chordata; Actinopteri; Perciformes; Serranidae. Gene Ontology annotation, molecular function: heme binding; heme oxygenase (decyclizing) activity.
CCCUUCACAUUGUGUCCUCUAGCUGUUUUGCGUGGUGUUGUGAAAGCCGAGUUUUAACAAGCAAGAUGGAAACCAAGGUGACAUCUGAGCCCAGAUCCAAUGGUGUGACAAAUGGUGGUGCAAGAAUUGUUGUGGAAGACGAUGAGGAAGUGCUCAGCCCCACCGACCUGUCUGAGAUGUUAGCCGAGGGGACCAAGGAGUCCCACGACAGAGCUGAGAACUGCCAGUUUGUUAAAGAUUUCCUCCGUGGCCGCAUCAAGCGGGAGCUGUUUAAGAGAGGUACAGCAGCUCUAUACUUUGUCUACUCAGCCAUGGAGGAGGAGAUCGAAAAGAACAAAGACCAUCCUGACAUCGCCCCAGUCUAUUUCCCCGCAGAGCUGCACCGGCGUGAGGCCUUGGCACGGGACCUUGAGUACUUCUAUGGAGAGGAAUGGGAGAGCCAGAUCAGCCUCUCUGCAGGCGCUAAGCCUUACGUGGACCGCAUCCACGAGGUGGGACAGAAGGACCCGGUGCUGCUGGUGGCCCACUCCUACACCCGCUACAUGGGUGACCUCUCAGGCGGACAGAUCCUCAAGAAAGUGGCCCAGAGGGCUCUGAAGCUCCCCUCGACAGGCGAGGGUCUCAACUUCUACCAGUUUGAGAGCAUCCACAGUCACAAGGGCUUCAAGCAGCUUUACCGAAGCAGGAUGAAUGAGCUGGAACUGGACGCUGAGACCAAAGAGAAGAUUGUAGAUGAGUCCAACCGGGCCUUUGGCUUUAACAUGAUGGUAUUUACAGAGCUCGAAGAGAUUGGGAAGACCAUCAAAGAAGAAUUCCAAGAUGCAGGACUUGGACACAGUCAUGCAGAGACCAUGGAAGGAGGUGAUAUCAACAAGUGCCCCUACUAUGCAGCAAAAAUGGCUGCCAGUGGAAAUCCCAUCUACGCCUGCCAGUUAGCCAUGACACUUCUCAGACAUCCACCCUGUCAGGUGGCUUUGGCCGCCUGGGUGGCCAUCCUUGCUGGUUUCACAGCCUGGUACCUUCUGUGAGCUCUGACAUCCCCCUCACUUUUAAUCAUGUGCAAUCUGACAGUAGCAAACAAUAUAGCAGGAAGUGAACAUUUGAAAUAAUGUUACAGCUCAGGUACAGUAUUUAUUUUAUGUUUCCUAAUUUAUUACACUCUGUGGAACAUACGACUGUAUGCCUCUGACAGUGCGUUGAUGCAAUUCUAGAGCAACAAUGAAGAGUCAACAGAAACUUCAAGAUGCAUUUGCUUGGUAUGCUUUUUUAGAGGUAAUAUGUGUACAGGGUUUAUGUCAUCACAUAGAAACAUUAAAUGCACACUCCCCAAAUGGUUUUAAAGUGCGGGUAAGGCAAAAAAUAAAUAACAAGUUUUAAGUUUGUCACAACACAGAAAAAUGUGCUCACUACCCAGCCAAAUCUGAAUGAUUAAAAAAAUCACCAAGUAUAUAAAAUUAGGUUGCAAAGUUGUGAAAAAAUAUGCAGUUUACUCUGCUCUGACACUCUGGGGCAUGUCAGCUGAAGGACCUGAAAUGACGAACCAGCCGCUGUGCAUGGAGCAGAUUGUUGUUAGCAGCUAACCCAGUAGUACUGUCCUGUACAACUCUCUGCCAAAGAACGAGCAACCACGCAGUGACAGCCUUUUAUGUACGGGCUGGAUAGCUGAUACAGUCUGAAAGAAGAGGGGUACACGAUAGUGAUGUUUUUUUGCUAGUGUUUAUGUGAUUGUGGCAUUUAACAGAGUUGUUUAUUUAUGUAUUAAUAAGAUUGAACAUGCUAAGCUGGUAAUUUUUAUUUAGUGGGUAGGGGUUUAUGUUAAGGAUGGCUGCUGUGCAUCAUUGAGCCAUGAUUUCAGUCCCACCUGAAAAAUCCUGAACACAAAAUUGGUGAAAAACAGUCUAACUCCACAAUAUGGUACUUCAUGGUUCCCAGUCUUUUCACACAUUUUCAACGAAUAUCUUCUUACAUGUAUAAUGUGUUUAGAAAGAAACCUUCCGGACCUGAAUGUAUUAAAUAAUGAAAGUGGGUCACAUGUCAUGUUGAAUAUUUAUUGUUUUUAAAGAUACACUGAUGUACAAAUGUUGUCUACAUUCUGCCAUGCUUGUAAUCAUGGUGGUUCAGGUGUUUCUGAUUCGGAAUAAAAAUACGGCCAGUAAAUAAUUAUAAA